AUGACUUAUGAGUGUAGAGCAGAUAAAAAUGAAGAAGAAUGUGAAUCCCAAGAAGGUGAUGAUCAAAGUGAGAGAGUAGAAGAUGUUCAACAUGAUGGCGAUGGGGUGUUCGAAUUUAUUGAUGAGGAAAACAAUAAUGUUAAUGUUGUUUCAUCUUUCUUAGCUCUUCACGAAGCAAUGGAAAGUGAACAAGGAAGAUAUGUCUCCGUGGAUGGGGAAUGUUGUGAUAUGUCAAAUAACCCAGAUCCUGAUGAUCCAAUAGAGUAUUCCCCUGUUCAGUAUCACUCGACACCAUCAUUGCAGUUUGAAAAUGUAGAAAACAUUGGUAACGUCGUUUCAAGUGACUUGACCCCAUGGGGGAACACUAAUAUUGGAAACUCAGGUGGAGAGUUCAUGGUUGGCCAAGUUUUUAAUUCAAAAGCAGAUUUACAACAUGCUGCGAAAUUGUACUCUUUAAGUCAACACCAAGAGUACGUUGUUGUUUUGUCAACUACAAAGUUGUUGGUCCUAAGAUGCAAGAAGGCUGAGCAAUCGCAAUGUCCAUGGAAACUUCGUGCUAUGGUUGUAAAAGGUACAACUUCAUUUGCAAUCAAUAAAUACAAUGGUCCCCACAAAUGUGUAAAUCCUUGCUUGAAUCGGGAUCAUCAACAAUUAGAUUUCAUCUUGAUUGUUGCUCAUAUCCAAGGAAUGAUUAAGGCACAAUUCACAUUGUCAGUGGCUGCUAUUCAAGCAAGUAUUGUGGAGAAAUUCGGAUACCAAAUAUCAUACAAGAAGACAUCUAAAGCGAAGUUUAAAGCUCUUACAAACUUAUUUGGUGAUUUUUAUAAGUCACAUGCAGAGCUGCCACAUUUUUUCAUUGCCUUAGAGCAGGCAAAUCCAGGAUGUGUUGUAAUUUCAAAAACAUUUCCUGGUAUUAUGGAGAAUACAGAAAUAUUUCAACAAGUUUUUUGGACAUUUCAGCCAUCUAUUGAAGGAUUCAAGCAUUGUCGACCUGUACUCAGUAUUGAUGGUACACAUUUGAAUGAGAGGUAUAAAGGCACUUUAAUGAUUGCUAUGGGUUGUGAUGGAAAUAAUCAGUUAUUCCCAUUGGCUUUUGCCCUAACAGAGGGUGAGAAUAUUGAUAGUUGGGAAUGGUGUUUGGCAUGUAUUAGAACAAGAGUCACUAAUAGGAGGAAACUUUGUGUUAUAUCAGAUCGACAUCCAGGCAUUAUGGCUGCAAUGAGCGAUGUUCAUCUUGGUUGGUCUGAGCCAUACGCAUAUCAUAGGGUUUGUAUGCUUCAUCUUGCUAGCAAUUUUAUGACUCAAUUCAAGGAUAAAAUAUUGAAAAAUCUGAUGUGCAGAGCAGCCUUAGCAACCAAGAUUGAAAAUUUCAAUAAACAUAUGAACACAAUUAGGAGGAUUAAUGCAGCUGCACAACAAUGGUUGGAAGCAAUCCCUUUUGAGAAAUGGGCACUCUCUCAUGACGGAGGUCGAAGGUACGGCAUCAUGACUACAAACAUGUCGGAGGUGUUCAAUAGUGUGCUUAAAGGGGCUCGUAGCUUACCCGUAACUGCUUUGGUUCAAUUGACAUUUUUUCGGCUAAAUAGUUACUUUGUUGUGAGAAGGGAACAAGGUGCUAAUCGACUUGCUUCAAGUGAGGAAUACACUCCAUAUGUUGAUGCUAAGAUGAAGGCAAAUGUGGUUAAGGCGGGAUCUCAUGAGAUUGUUUUAUAUGAUCACAUCCAAGGACAAUUCCAUGUGAAGAGUAAUAGGGGUACUAAGAGUAGCUCAACUCGUGGUCAAACAUAUCGCGUCAACUUACAGGAGUAUGCAUGCACGUGUGAUAUGGAGUAUAGAGGACAUAGUUCUGAUCCAGAUCCAUUAGAUACGUCUAUUUUGGUUCUACAGGAUAGACAUAGGUCUCAUUUAGUUGACUCUGGUCAGCUUGCUUCAGUCUUGACUUGUCGACAACAUAUAUCUAGGUUUAUGCGGGAGUGGGAGAUGGAUCCUCGUCUUCGACCUUAUAUUAUUCGAUCUGGAUUUUAUGGUGUAUAUCAUAUUGGACACAUUACACUAGAUUGGGGAUUGAUCACUAGUCUAGUUGAGAUAUGGCGUCCUGAGACACACACAUUUCACUUACCUGUUAGGGAGAUGACCAUUACUUUACAGAAUGUUGCUGUCAUAUUAGGUCUUCGUAUCAUGGGUUUCCCAUCACUGGCACAUGUGAUAUAG
Molecule: messenger RNA, 2211 nt
Organism: Vitis riparia (riverbank grape)
Lineage: Eukaryota; Viridiplantae; Streptophyta; Magnoliopsida; Vitales; Vitaceae
Exons: 3
Coding region: 1-2211 (736 amino acids)
Source: RefSeq, a predicted model, not a curated record